This is a messenger RNA of Mesorhabditis spiculigera, 315 nucleotides long. The record is from the annotation of a GenBank genome assembly. Lineage: Eukaryota; Metazoa; Nematoda; Chromadorea; Rhabditida; Rhabditidae.
AUGGACGGCUCAACAGCGCUUGACAGGCUACCGUUCUCUGGGAAUUUCAAGACCCUAGGGACACCGAGUUGUCGGAUUACGAUCGGGUUAGAACAUAAGCCACACAAAGCUUACAACGACAAGUCGGCCCCGAUCAAGAUGACGGUGCGCACGCUACAGAUCGAGCUGCUGUGCCCGAUUUGUCUGGAUUUGCUGACGAGGCUGAUGACGACAAGGAUUUGGCCCGAUCGCAAAAUCUACGAUGACAUGCAGAGCAAGCAGGCCGAGAUUUUCACACGCAACACGUCGGGCAUGGACGCGCUGAGAAGGCGAUGC